Neocloeon triangulifer is the source of this 3123-nucleotide messenger RNA. RefSeq names its product mucin-17-like. The transcript has 8 exons. Lineage: Eukaryota; Metazoa; Arthropoda; Insecta; Ephemeroptera; Baetidae. The record is from RefSeq and is a predicted model, not a curated record. Gene Ontology annotation, cellular component: nucleus. Gene Ontology annotation, biological process: poly(A)+ mRNA export from nucleus. The coding region runs from base 71 to 3037 and encodes 988 amino acids.
AUUCUUUCCUCAAAUUGGAUGUAUAUAAGGAGAACCCAGUAAAUCAUUUCAUUCAACCAACGAAGAAACUAUGUCACUUGUCACGAUGCAUAAGGCCCUUUUUCUGCUCCUCAUUGCCUACCAGCUGACGGAUUAUGUCACUGGGCAAACCCCAACCACAGUUGCCGCAGUGUCGAGUACUGUGGGGAUAUCAACUGCUCCCGGUUCAAGUAGCACUCCUGCAGGUGGUUCAAGCACUUCCGGAUCAGGUACCACUCUUGCAAGUGGAACAACUACUCUCGGUUUAAGCACCACUCCCGCAGCAGGAUCAAGCAGCACUCCUGUAGGUGCUUCAACCACGCCCAGUUCAGGAAGCACUCCUGCAGGUGGAUCGACUACUCCUAUUUCAGGAAGCACGCCCGUUAGUGUCUCAACCACUCCUGGCUCAGGUACUACUCCUGUUGGAGGAUCAACCACUCCCGGCUCAGGCAGCACGCCUAUAGGGGGUUCUACAUCUCCUGGUUCAGGUACCACUCCUGUUGGAGGGUCAACCACUCCCGGCUCAGGCAGCACGCCUAUAGGGGGUUCUACAUCUCCUGGUUCAAGUACCACUCCUGUUGGAGGAUCAACCACUCCCGGCUCAGGCAGCACUCCUGUAGGUGCAUCAACAACUCCUGGUUCAGGCAGCACGCCCAUAGGGGGCUCUACAUCUCCUGGCUCAGGUACCACGCCUGUUGGAGGAUCAACCACUCCUGGCUCAGGCAGCACGCCUAUAGGGGGUUCUACAUCUCCUGGUUCUGGUAGCACGCCCGUGGGUGGAUCAACCACUCCCGGUUCAGGCAGCACUCCCGUAGGAGGAUCAACCACUCCCGGCACAGGUACCACUCCUUUAGGUGCUUCAACCACUCCCGGCACAGGUACCACUCCUUUAGGAGGAUCAACUACUCCCAGAAGUAGCACUCCCGUGGGAGGAUCAACCUCUCCCGGUUCAGGCAGCACUCCUGCAGGAGGAUCAACUUCUCCUGGUUCAGGAAGUACUCCUGGAGGAGGAUCAACCUCUCCCGGUUCAGGCAGCAGUCCUGUAGGAGGAUCAACCUCUCCCGGUUCAGGCAGCACUCCUGGAGGAGGAUCAACCUCUCCCGGUUCAGGCAGCACUCCUGGAGGAGGAUCAACCUCUCCCGGUUCAGGCAGCACUCCUGCAGGAGGAUCAACCUCUCCCGGUUCAGGCAGCACUCCUGGAGGAGGAUCAACUUCUCCCGGUUCAGGCAGCACUCCUGAAGGAGGAUCAACCACUCCUGGAGCAGGAAGCACCAACGUAACAGAUACUAGUAACUCCACUACUUCUGUCGGAACAUCUUCUACUGACACAACUACUGACACAACUACUGACACCACUACUGACACCACUACUGACACCACUACUGACACUACUACUGACACUACUACGGACACCACUACGGACACCACUACUCCUACAGCAACUAAGCCUAUUCUAUUAGUAACACCAAAAUGCCGUCAAAUAAACGGAAAAAAAUUGGCCUCCUGUUGCUCACCCAAUGCACCACCAUUGCUGUCUGUAGACAAGACAGUUUGCAAAUCAACAAAAUUAAAGAUGAAUGCAUUCAACCUUUUUACACUUAACAAGCAGCAGAGCCCACUCAACAAUCCUGUCAAUGCCAUUAACUUCAAUGAUGCGAAAGUAAUGAGAGCUUUGGGCAAAGCCGCUUGCUUUGUAAAUUGCGUGCUCACCAAUAAAGCCGUUUUGCAAACCGAUGGAACUUUGUCAGAUGCAGAAUUAACUGCGCUUUUAACAUCGACUCAAAGCGAGCCCUGGGCGACAAUCAUAAACGACGCUGUCACCAAAUGCCUGGCAACUGAACAGGGCUUGAGUAUCCCUGCAUUCAUGUCCGGCAAAUUAUCUUGCGAUGGCAAACCUCUCGUCGUAAUCCAGUGCAUACUGGCGGAAAUGAAUAUUAACUGCCCCAGCAAAGUUUCUUCUACUUCCUGCACCAAAACUACAAGCCUCUUCUCUAAUUGCUACAGUUCACUUUUAGCUCCAAUCGCAAGGAGACAAGUAGGAGUUGAUAAGAAAAAGAAAAUUAAGAAGGUAAUAAAACUUGGCAAGGGAAAGGGAAAUAAAAAAGUAACUGCAAGCCCUGGAAAAGACACGGAAAACAAGAAGGUUAACAGUGAUAAGAGAAAGAACAAAGUUAAAAAGGUAAAAAAUUAUAAGCAAACAAAGAAAGAGAAAAAAGUAAAGGGGAAUGGAUUAAAAAAGCCAAACAAAGAGAAGAAAGUUAAAAAAGUCAAGGAAAGCGUUAAAAAAGAAAAGGCGAAUGGAUUAAAAAAGCCAAACAAAGAGAAGAAAGUUAAAAAAGUCAGGGAGGGCAUCAAGAAAAAUAAAGGGAAACCCGAAAAGGGCAAUAAUCAAAAUAAGCUAGCGGAGAAGAAGAAAAAAGGAUCAAACAAUGCUAAAAAGGAAAAUAAGACUGAAAAAGUUAAGGAUAAGAAAGUAAAGAAGGUCAAGGGAGGGUUGAAAGUUCAAAAAGAAAAGAACCAGAAUGGACUGAAAAAGGUCAAAAAGGAAAAGAAAGGAAAACCUGAGAAAGAAGAUGCCAAGAAAAAGAAGAACAUUAAAAAGUUAAAAUCUGUAAAAACGGAAAUUAAGAAGCAAACGGAACAGUUAAAGAAGGAAAUCAAGAAGCAAAAAGAUCAGAUAAAGAAGGGACUAAAAAAGGUGAAAAAAGUAGAAAAAGUGAAAAAAGAGAAGAAGGACGCUGGAAACGGUGGUAUAAAGAAGGUAAAAAAUGGGAAAAAGACAGAUAAGAAAACUGAAAAGAUAAAAAAAGAUAAGAAUGCGAAGAAAGAAGGAAUUUCCAAUUUGAAAAAAGAGAACAAGACUAAAAAAGUCAAAUCAGUCAAAAAAGAAUUGAAAGAAAAGAAGACAGGCAAUCCAAAAAGGAAGGAGAAGAAUGGAAAGAAACAAACAGGAGGGAAAAAGGAAACCUCUAAAAAUAAGGUUAAUUCUGAAAAUUCAGAUCCUGAAAAAUUAAUGUGAAGAACAAAUUUAAUUAAUAUUGUCAGUUCUAAGCAAGCGAGUUGUUGUUAAUAAAAUCGGCAAAACUAUGAAUUUUUUUUUGUAAA